This is a messenger RNA of Haemonchus placei, 447 nucleotides long. NCBI's taxonomy places the organism in Eukaryota, Metazoa, Nematoda, Chromadorea, Rhabditida, Trichostrongylidae. The record is from the annotation of a GenBank genome assembly.
CGCGCCCAUCCGUCAGCGGGCGCUGUUCUUCUCUUACCCUUGACUGAGUUGCAUGUGUCAUCGGUUGUUCCUGAAUCUGAAGGCUCUUCUAUGAAAAGACUAUGUGGAAAAAGCAUACCGGUGAAUAAUGCUUUCCCGAAAGUUCUCGGUAGUAUCAACUUCCAUCACACUCUGUCUCCUCUGAUAUUUUGUGAGAAGCUGUUGCGCGUACUACCAAGCUCACUCUUCAAUAUAUUGGCAAAAGAUAAGCUAAGCGACCUUUUUUGUCCUCAACUUAUCUACACAUUAGCGGAAGAAAAUUCUCGUUGUGCCGCCCUUGGCGUCAUGUCAAUGAGAACUCCUAUGAACUUGUCACCACCUGAUUUCGUUUUGUUUGAGACAGUUCUGCGAACGCAGAAUCUGAGGAAAUGGCCCGUUAUACCGCUCUCAAAGUUUCCAAAGGUAUGA